AUGACGCCGAGUUCCCCAGAUGAAGCUCUUCACUUCCGUGGCAAGACUCUGACUCCCGAGAGCCCCCGCCCGCUUCACAUCGCGGAACCGGCCAAUAUCCCGGUGCUUCAGAAUCAAAUGGACCCCGUUUUCAACGAUACCUCGACCUACGAGACGCCGGAAGCCGCCGUUGACAACUUCGCCUUGGUGCCUCGUCACGAUGGAACUUUCCCGGCCCCUCAUGCAGGGUCCGCGCAUGCAAUGGAUAACGCGGCUUCCGUGAGGGGCUCGGACCGACCACCACAAAUACAAGGUAGCUUACACUCUGGCUCUUCUCAGACGAAGAAUGGGACGCGGUCCUUUUCUUCCUUUACGGCCUCGUUUCCCCAGGCGUCACCCGCAGACCAUUCUGCUCCUUCCAUGGCCACUGCGACUCCAGCGGAUGUCUGGACAUCCGCAGCAGCAAACUCUUCUCUAACGGCUUUUCAUCCAUCAGAUCCCGCCACCUUAGCUCAUCCCGUCCCCGAUGUCCCUUCCUCUUCUUCCCACCCUCAGAGCAUCCGUACUGCGAACGAGGUAGACCCUGCUGUCGCCAGCUGGACGGCCGCGCCGCCGCAUCGCCUAGAUACCCAGAACAGACCCGUUGAUAAUAUUGGUGAGGAUGGUGUGGACUUCCAGAACCUCCUCGAUAAUCUCCCCCCUCCCUCUACUGCCGCACCCCCUGCCCAUGCGGUGAUGGAGACGGCACCCUCGUCUGCCAAUGACGCCACUGCAGGCCCUCAUGCAGCUUCUGACGAAGCCCUCCAAUCUUCCCUGGGUCUUCCUCCCCGUCCCCCGCCCCAGGAGAAGCCCUCGAUCCAUCCCAAUUACUAUCCCAACGAUGAUAUACGUUCCUAUCAUCAACUCCCCCCUAAUACCCCCAAUACUUCCACCACCUAUCCCACCCAGCAAAGUAAUUAUCAAUCCGGCUCGGGAGCCUCUUCGGUGGUUGCUGCUGGAGCCCCAGGAACUUCUUCGGGGGCCAGCGCGUUACCCCCUCCUCCGGUCCCUAGCUUCCAACAAUCUCCCACCAAUUCGACGGAUUCUCAGGAGCCGUUUGCGCCGGGGGCUAAGCACGCCCGUACCGAUGGCAAGCAAGGUCGACCGCCUAAAGGCACCGAUGAAGACGCUCCAUGGGGUCCUGAUGUGCAAAAGAAAUAUGACGAAUUUCUUCACAAUGAAAGAAUAUACGUGACGGAAGGCCUCUGGGAUCGUUUCCCGUCGGGUUCUAGGCUAUUUGUUGGCAAUCUACCCACCGAGCGAGUAACCAAGAGGGAUCUCUUUCACAUAUUCCACAAGUACGGGAAACUAGCCCAGAUAUCGAUCAAACAGGCCUACGGUUUCAUCCAAUUCCUUGAUUCUUCGGCCUGUAAGAAAGGGCUCGAUGCAGAGCAAGGCGCGGUGAUUAGGGGACGGAAAGUCCAUCUUGAAAUUUCGAAGCCUCAACGGAACACUCGACCUGGGCCACCCGUGGCAGAAUCAUCCCGCGCUCCUCCCCCUCGGCGCUCGCGGUCGCCAGAAUUCAGUAGAAGUGGACCUCCUCCCGCCAGUCGCAACCCGAGGCCAGCUGGAGACCGCUAUGACAGACCUUACGAGCCGGGGAGAUUGCCGUUCAGCGAUUUCCGUGACGAGCCUACUCAUCGACGCCGUGAUGAUUACCGACCGCCUCGAUCGCCCUCGCCCCGUGGUUUCCGAGGCCGCGACGGCUAUCGGUCUCGCGACCGGACUCCAGAACGGUUUGAUAGGCGGGAGAGACGGCGUUCGCGGUCUCCAUUCUCUAGAGAACGCAGGUAUCGCAGUCUCAGCCCUCGCGCGCGCUCUUACGAUGGGGAUGCGGACUUGCCCGUGCCUAGGCGAAACCCAAGAGAUGUACCUGAGGUGCAGGUUCUGGUGUUGGAGGAAGUGGAUCGCAAUUUUAUCUUUCAGGUCGAAAAUGCCUUCCGCAACCGAGGCUUGCGGGUUGACAUUCUGGUGCUCGGGCCGCGAAUCCCUCUCAACGCCGCGGUGCAGCGACAGAUUUCUGAGGGUGUCCUCGCCGUGGUGAGACUUUCGCGUCCCAAUCAGUUCUCGCGGAAAAUUCCCCUACAGGUGUUCGACCGGAGUGGCGGUGCGGAAAAUGUCCGCUUCAAUGAAUACCCUGAUGUCGAACCAAGCAUUGCCGCCGAAAUUGUGUUCCACGCACAGUCAGUGCAGCGUGGCGCUCCUCCAACUCCCUUUCCUCCUACUAUUCCUUUCGCAUUACCACCCAUGCCUCCUGCGCCGAUCCCACAAGCCCCAAUGCCGGCGCUCUCCAACCCGCCCAACAUUGCAAACAUGAUCACCUCUUUGGACGGUCCCACUUUGCAGUCGCUUCUGGGUGCGCUUCAGCAGCGACCGCCAGCCGUCCCCACUGCGCAGCAACCGCCAUUCCCAGCUGCAGGCAGUCCUCAAACCCCCGCGGACCUUGCCAGUCUUCUCAGCGCUGCCACUCGUCAGCCCGUAGCGGCUGGUCCGCAGCAACCUCUCCCCCCUCAGCCAUUCCCCAUCCAAACCCCCAACGCACCGGUGGUGUCAGACCCCAAUCUGCUCUCACUAUUGACCAAGGGCCUCGGGGGGCAGCAACACCAGAAUCAGGCCUCCGUCGCGCCCCAUGUACAAAACAUCAUGAACCAACUGGGCAAGUGGAAGCAAUGA
Molecule: messenger RNA, 2691 nt
Organism: Aspergillus affinis
Lineage: Eukaryota; Fungi; Ascomycota; Eurotiomycetes; Eurotiales; Aspergillaceae
Product: putative RNA-binding protein (Nab3)
Exons: 5
Coding region: 1-2691 (896 amino acids)
Molecular function (GO): RNA binding
Source: RefSeq, a predicted model, not a curated record